Molecule: messenger RNA, 6784 nt
Organism: Thamnophis sirtalis
Lineage: Eukaryota; Metazoa; Chordata; Lepidosauria; Squamata; Natricidae
Source: RefSeq, a predicted model, not a curated record
AUCAGCAACUGGCAGGGACCUUCCAGUUGCAACAAGCUGAUAGCGGCGAUGGGGCAGGGCGACGGCAGCCCUCCGCGGCACUGAGCGCCCGACUAGCCAGUAGCCACGCUCUUUGCCCUCUUUUCAGCCCGAAAAAGGUGCCGGACGCUUUGGGGAGAGGGAUCGCUGCCCCGCGCUCGGGGGCGCGCGUUCUCUCUCUCUCUCUCUCUCCUAGCGCAACUUGCCCAGCGGAUUCUUCCCCGCCCCUUUCCGAUCCAUCCAUGCCCCGACCUGAACUUUAGCUGCCCCGGGGGCUCCGCGGAGGGAGCCACCCUAAAGCUCGGAAGCCGCGGAGAUGAUUUGAAAGCUCGGGGGAGGGGGCGAAAAAGGGGGAGAAGCGCGACCGCCGAGGUGGGGGGAGACUUCGGAAGAUGAGCCACGCAGAUCUUACAAAACCACCACUGGCUCCCAAACCAAAGAUCUUCAGUCAUCUGGCUUCCAUAGCUGCUUCCAAAUUUCCUCAAUCACUAUCAAGGGCUGGCACACUUCACAAUUCAAACUCUAUGUCUAGGGGUCCAAAACCACCCAUUGCUCCCAAGCCAAAAAUCUCUGCUGACAACGAUCCCGCAAUUUUACAGAGAUCCAACGUUUAUGCUAAUAAUACCUUUAACAAAUAUCCCAACGGAAAACUGGAAGCAGAACUGUAUGAAGAAAACCAGUGCAACAACACGGAGGGUCCAGAACCAGAAGACAGCAAUGAAUACAUUGUAAUUCCUGAUGUUGAACUGACUGAUAAAACAUACAGUGACUUUGAGCAGGAGCCAGCUGUGAAUGAGAUUUUACACACUCUUGGACCCGUAGGUGAAGAAGAUGGUAAUUGUAAGGAUAGCAAUGACGUAGGCGAUGGCCCAAUAAAUGUAAUGAAGAACAAGGAUACUGAGUCAGUGGGAGACAACUCUGUGGAAUCAACUGAAAUCCCAGCACUUGAUUCCCCCGAAUUUGAAAGUGAAAAAGAAGAUGGUACAAGAGAUGAAUAUGAAAAAGUGGACAGUGAAAAUCCUCCCAGCGAGAUCCAAAUGAACUGUGCAGAUGAAACUCUAAGCAAACUGGAUUUGAUAAAUGAUAACAAUGAAUAUAACAUGGACAGAAAAAUAUUGAAUGGGGAAUCUUUGAAAGAAACUAUAUAUGAUGAUAUCAUUUUAAGGCAUUUAGAGGAGCCAAUAUCAGCAGGGGAAGGUCUGCCUCUAAUCUGCAAAGGUUUAAAUGCAAUACAGUUUUUAGAAGAGGAACAAUUAAAUACCGAUCUAGAAUUGGGCCCAGCAAAUCACAACGAUAAUAAUUCAGCCUGGAGCAGAGAAAGAAAACUUACAGAAGAUGCUGAUGUAAAUACUGAUGCUCAGAUUGCUAAUGAUUCUGAAGUAGACACGGAGUUAGAGCCAAGUGGGUCUGAGCCUGGUAUUGAGACAUUUAGCGGGGCCACUGAUGAAAUGGAUGAAAAGGAAGAUGAAAUAGAUCUAAAUCCUCAAGGAGAAGAUCUUGACAACGUUUGCCAAACUACUGAAGUGAAGAAUGUAGUGGAAAUACCAGAGACUGAAUGUGAAACAGGGGAAGGUUUUGGAGAACAAAAUGAAACGAUAGACACAGAGACCAUAGACGAUAGCUGCCAGAUCAUUCCCUUUGGGAAUGAGGGCAGUGAGGAUGCUCAGGAUUCUCCAGAUGAAGAUCUGGGUGAAGAUUUGUCAGAAAAAGAGACUGAAAUGCCUGAUAAUAACAUGUCCCUCAGUUCUGAAGAUACUAAUGGGCAUAAGUCUGACUCACAGCUUAAGUCAGAUGUUUUACUUGGAGAUCACAGUGCAAGUGAAUGUACUUUAGAAGAUACACAUUUGGCUCACCAAAUACUUGAGGAGGAUCAUAACAAUAAAGAGGAAACUGCCCCAAAUCCAACCAGAGAAACAUCAACUGAAAAUUCUGGGCUUUCUACUGGAGAAUUGGCUAAGCUGGAAAUAAACUCAGCCAAUGAAUGUGUGAUUGAAGAAGGCACAGUGGUCUCCAAAGUGUUGUUUGGGCCCGAUAGCAAUGGAGAAGUAGCCAGUGAUUCCCUAGAUGACCCAUAUGUCCUUGGAGACACUUUGCCUACAGCAAAUGAGAUUCUUUAUGCUGGAAGAGAAACGCAGGAGGCUGAUAUCCAAAACAGCUCAAGUGAUUUCAGGGAGGGAGAGAACACAGAAAAUGAAAACCACUUGCUUUCCAUAGAUCGGAAAAACAUUGUUACUAGAACAAGGUCCCAUUCUGGGAAAGUACCUGGUUAUGUGCCAGAAACAGUUCCAGAAGAAACAGGGACCGAUGCUGAAUUGCAGACAUUGAGCACAAACACCAUGAUUACUGAAAAUGUAAGACACAGUUUAUGUUGGGCAGAAGGAAAACCUAUAGAGCUGGCUAGAACGCUGCCUGCAAAGCCAAGGCGCUUCAUUUUGUACCCUCGAUCUUAUUCAGUGGAAGGCAGAGAUAUCCCCGUCGCUCUGUAUCGAGAAACCGAUAACUCUAUAUUAGAUUAUAACAGAUUAAACAGGACAGAUGAGCUGGCUUUGCCAUAUGUAAUUGGUUCCUCGGGUAGCUUUUCCCAGAGGAAUCACCUUACAUCCAGUGGGGUUUCCACGCCUUCCUCUGUUGUCGAUAUUCCACCUCCCUUUGAACUAGCCUGUAUCACCAAGAAGCCCAUCACAAAAAGCUCCCCCUCACUUUUAAUAGACAGCGAAUCUCCUGAUAAGUAUUGCAAGAAAAAGAAGUCCUCGUUUAAAAAAUUUCUCACUUUGAAAUUCAAGAAGAAGGCAGAAAACAAAGUCCAUGUAGAUGUUCAUGUUUCUUCUUCAAGAUCCUCCUCCGAGUCUAGUUAUCACGGACCUUCCAGGGUGAUGGAACUGGACAGAAGAAGCUUGAGUAGUUCACCUCAGCUGUUAUCACGGACUGCCAAACUGAGGGCUUCGGAGUCUCCAACUGUUCUCUUCUAUAAGGACGGCAAGAGAAAAGGAACACCCAAAAUGUUUAGCAGAAGUGUGUCAAGGGUAGAGUCAUUUGAAGAUCGUUCGAGGCCACCUUUUAUGCCGCUGCCUUUAACGAAGCCCCGGUCUAUUUCAUUUCCCAAUGCUGAUACUUCUGACUAUGAGAAUAUCCCAGCCAUGAAUUCUGAUUAUGAAAAUAUACAAAUACCUCCACGAAGGCCCACUAGGGCAGGAACCUUUACUGAAUUUUUUGAAGAUCCUAGCAGGGCCUUGUCUGCUGCAAAUGAGAAUGACGGCUAUGUGGAUAUGAGCAGCUUUGCAGCCUUUGAAAACAAUAAGCAGCAAGCCACUAACCAGGAAACAGAAAGUGCUUAUACAGAGCCUUACAAGGUGUGCCCCAUCUCUGUAAUUCCUCUUGAAGAUGUCACAUCUGAUGAGGAACAGAAAAGUUCAGAAGAUGAAGAGAGUAAUCAAGGAGAUUCCAAUAUCAUCCACAAGAAAGAAGGGCAAUCCAGAGCACAACUUGUUGCCCAGGAACUUGUGUCAUCAGAAAAAGUGUAUGUGGAGAUGCUCCGGCUGUUACAUACGGAUUUCCAUGAAGCUGUCUUAAAAGUGCUGGGAGAUGAGUGUGAUAAUGAUCAUGAAGAAACAAAGCUUAAGGAAGGACUGAAGGAAAUCCCAGAAAUCUACAAUUUACACCAAGAAAUACUGGGGGAACUGGAAGAAAAAGUGCUUAACUGGGAAGAACAUCAGAAAGUGGCUGAUAUUUUCCUCUCCAGAGAAUCAGGAUUUAAUCACCACACAACUUAUAUAAUGCAGUUUGAUAGGAAUUUGGCUUUGCUGGAUGAUGUUCGCCUUAAAUCUUCCCAGCUGGAUACUGUCAUUAAAACGUUUGAGCAGAUUCAUGAUGGCAGUCCCUUGAAUGUGAAACACCAGCUCCUGAAAGUGGUGCAGCACAUAUUCCAGUACCAUGUGCUACUCACAGCGGCCUUGCUCAUCAUAUCAGAACUUACAGAUAGAGCCAAUGAUAGCAUACAACAAGGGGAAAAUUUGCAGAAAUUGGUACAUAUAGAGCACAGCGUCAAGGGGCAGAGCAACCUUCUACAACCAGGAAGAAAAUUUCUGAAAGAAGGGACAUUAAUGAAAGUGUCUGGGAAAAAUAGGCAUCCUCGACAUUUAUUCUUGAUGAAUGAUGUCCUGCUGUAUACAUAUCCCCAGAAGGAUGGCAAAUAUCGCCUUAAAAACACAUUGGCUGUGUCGGACAUGAAGGUCAGCCGUCCAGCAACAAAAAAGGCUCAGAAUGUUCUGAAGAUUGAAUAUGCUGAUAAUUGCUUAACUCUAUCUGCAAGCUCAUGCUCUGAAAGGGAUGAGUGGUACAGCUGCAUCAGCAGAAGCAUCCCAGAAGACCAUGGGGCUCACAGCGGAGGUGGCUUUCACAACAGUGUUGAACUGAGGGAAAGGCUGGGAAUGUCUUUGGGUGAGAGGCCACCAACUUUGGUACCUGUAUCUCACGUCAUGAUGUGUAUGAGCUGCGGUUGUGACUUUAAACUCACACUGAGGCGUCACCAUUGCCAUGCAUGCGGGAAGAUUAUUUGCCGAAAUUGUUCAAGAAACAAGUAUCCUCUGAAGUACCUCAAAGACCGACUAGCAAAAGUUUGUGAUGGCUGCUACACAGAACUAAAAAGCAGAGAGCGGCCAAUAAGCAUAAGCUUCCCUACAAGUUCAUCCAGGUUUUCAGGCAGUGCCUUCUCUUCUGUGUUCCACUACUCUUCCUUCAAAAGGCAAAAGAAAAUUCCUUCAGCUCUUUUGGAGGUGGCAGCUUCAGGAGAAGGUUCUUCUAUCAAUGGGUAUCUCAGCAGAUGCAAGAGAGGGAAAAGGCACUGGAAAAAGUUAUGGUUUGUUAUCAAAGGAAAAGUGCUCUACACAUAUACAGCAAACGAAGACAAAGUCGCCACUGAGAGUAUGCCUUUGCUGGGUUUCACAAUUGUCCCAGAAAAGGAAGAACGAAAUAUGGAUGCAGUUUUCCAUCUUUACCACAAGCAAACUCUGUUUUAUAGCUUCCGAGCAGAGGAUAAUAAUUCAGCACAGAGAUGGAUUGAAGCCAUGGAGGAAGCAUCUAUAUUAUAGCAUCAUCCAAGUGGAUUCUGAUUUAAUGCAAGAUUACCCAUAUAUUGGAAAGAACAAUAUAUAUAAUCCAAAUCUGGCUAAACAUAUGAAAAAGAAUAUGUAAAAGCCUAUAAUUUUCCAUUCUUAAACCUAUCUCCUUGCUGAUGGAAACAAAACAAAGGGAAUAUUUAUGGACCCUUUUUAUCUUUGCAGGUUCAUCAUUAAACUGUGCUCUCACCUAACAGUUGCAUCAUGUUUUCAAGAAGUUAAACAAACAUAACAUUUUUCUAAAAGAGUUGUUUACUCAUAACACUGUUUUAUUUUCUUUAAGAUAACAACAAUUUGUGCCAGUCAUAAAACUGAGGGUUUUUUACAUUAAAAUUGUGUUGCCUUUCUUCUUUCUUAAAAGAGUUUUACACUGGCAUGCAGUUAAGAAUGCUAGAAUGAAGAGAUAUACAUAAUUUCCACCAUAGAAAGUAUGCAAAAAUCCAUUCCCAGCUGGCAUUUUAGUGGUUAUAGACCUUCUAUGGUAACUGUAUAGUAUUUCUCAUAAACAGUGGUAACAGCUUAGCUUUGUUUAUUAGGACUCUUAAUCCACUCCAAAUUCCAAUCCAGUUCUUAUGAAGACUGUACCAAUUUCUACUCCAAAGGAUAUGAAAACAUUAAUUUAUUAUAAGCCUUUACAUUUUGUUUAAAAUUGAUUUACGGUAUCUAAAUUAUAUUAUUUUAAUAGUGGAAAAGAGCAGAUCUUAUUUAUAAAUCUUAUUCCUAAAAUAUAAUUCUAAACCCAAAACAGGCAUCAACUUCAGAAAGGGAGAGCAUUUAACUAUAUUUAUUCAGUAAACUAAAAAAAGCUCUGGAAAGUCUUGCCUAAAUCUUAUCUUCAACAAUUAUAUAGGAUGUCAGUCUCCAAUUUUGGAGCAACCAAUAUUGUUAAUGCUAUUAUGUUAUUAUCAGUUCAAAAAUGAUAGUUCAGAUUCCAUUGUAUUUAGUCAGCUGAUCAAAUGCAAGCAUACUGUAGUUGUUGCUAUAACUACUAUUUCUAAUAAAGUACAUGGAUGGUGUUUGGCGGUAGCCAUAGCUCCUCAUGACUGCAUUCAUAUAAUAUGCUUAACCAGGUCAAUUAAAGUCUUAACAGCUGCAUUUGUACAAAAUGCUGAAUUAGUGUUAGCCUUGAUUUGCUUUUGCAUGACUAAACGAACUCAGAUCAGUUCGUUUACAGUCCAGUGAAUCUCACAAUCCUGAAUAUGAGUUAAUUGGUUAAUUCGCUAACCAAGUUAUGAUGUUCUAUGAUGGCAGACACAUUAUACUCCAGGGAGUACAAGUAACCAAGGUCUUUAAAGUUUUGCUCUCAUUAAAGUUUAGAUUAUGUGCAUAACCUAAAGGCCAGGUUUUAAAUAUAACAGGUUGAUGCAAAGCAUUUUAAAAAAUGUAUAAAUGUAAGCAGAACACCCCUCCUUGAAACAUUACUGUAAAGCAAAGCAGCCGUGUCUUCUUGAAAAUUUGCAGAGUUGCUUCGAAGGCUUCCCUCAGUUGGCAAUGCAGCCACAAAAAACUACAAACUGAGACUCACUGAGACUACAAACAAAACUAAUAGGUGCCCCAUAUGUGCCCAGAUAGUCUGAAACACUCAUAUGAGCCUUCCAAAGAAUGCAGCAGCCUGAACCCAUGUUCAUUUAUAUCAACACAUGUCCCAAACC